This is a messenger RNA of Pestalotiopsis fici W106-1, 1074 nucleotides long. RefSeq lists its product as uncharacterized. Bases 1 to 1074 code for a protein of 357 amino acids. Gene Ontology annotation, molecular function: chitosanase activity. The transcript is spliced from 3 exons. Lineage: Eukaryota; Fungi; Ascomycota; Sordariomycetes; Amphisphaeriales; Sporocadaceae. The record is from RefSeq and is a predicted model, not a curated record.
AUGGCGCGCUCAAACAUGGUGCCGAGCAACAUCAGGGAGUUUUACAAUGGCCUCCUUCGCAACCGCACAUGCACCAACAAACUGGCCACGGGCUUUUACAGCACUAUUCCAGGAACCAAUUCCUUCUCCUACUGUGGCGACCAUCUCGCCGACUAUAAUGUCGUCUACAUCCAGGGAACCAAUGCCCAGCUGGCCGACAUGGACGUAGACUGCGACGGCGCGAUCCAAAGCGGCAGCGCCGAAAACGACGGCCGCUGUCCCUCAAGUAGCCCGUACCGGUCCAGCCAGACGGCUUUCCGUGACACUGUCCAGAGCUACGGCAAAGGGAUACAAGAUCUGGACCCUAAUAUUCAUUCGUUCAUUGUGUUUGGUAAUGAUUUCAACAGAGGCGAUGUUGGUGGGCCUGGAAACGGAGGGCCUGGUGGCCCCGGAAGUGGUGGCCCCCCUGGCCAUGGCGGCGGCGGCGGUCCUCCAGGUCAUGGUGGCGGUGGAGGUCCUCCCGGUCAUGGUGGCGGUGGAGGUCCUCCCGGACACGGAGGAGGUGGCGGUCCUCCAGGACAUGGCGGUCCACCAGGUGGUGGUCAUGGAGGACCUGGAGGUGGUAGUGGAGGCGGUCACGGCGGCGGAGGCCAUGGCGGAGGUGGCUGGGGAGGCGGUCGGGGAGGCCACGGCGUACAGGAAGUGGCUGCCAUUUCUUUCGACCCCAAGAACUACGGCAUCCAGCCCUUGAGCGUCAUGGCAGUCGUCUGUGAUAACAAGCUGUUCUACGGCGUCUGGGGCGACACUGCAGCAGCCGACCCUCCCCUUGUAGGCGCGGCCUCUAUCUCGCUCGCAACGGCCUGCUUUGGUCGCGGCAUGUCUAACGAAGAAGGACAUGAUGCCAAGGAUGUUCUCUACAUUGCGUUUCCUGGAGCCGACGCCGUUCCUGGUAGAGACGGCGCCGCAUGGAGAGCCAAUACUUGGACUAAUUUCCAUGAGAGUAUCGCCGCGCUCGGCGAUCGGCUCAUCCAGCGGAUCCCGGGGUCAGGCAACUGGACCCGGCCUCCGAGCUACUCGAUGACGACCGCUGGAUAA